CCAAAUUAAACAGUUUAGUACAACACAAGAACCGUUGAACUCACAAGACUGAUACAAAAAUCCAGAAAAUGCUGCGAUUCAUUGCUGUUGCCUGCAUUGUGGCCUGCGCAUUUGCAGACUCCUUAGAGUACCCCAAAUCUGACUACUACGGGGGAUGUGGGCCAUGGGGAUGUUCUUACGGUGUUCAAUCACAGGGUCCCUAUGGGGGAUAUCAAGGACUCGUCAGUACUGGUGGCAAUGGAGUUAGCACUGGUGUCGUUAGCACUGGAGGACUUAACACAGGAUUGUUCGGUCUUGGGGGUGGAUCAGCUGCCGCCAGCGCCGCUGCUGCAGGAAACGCCGCCGCCGCUGCUGCUGCCGCUGCUGGUCAGAAUGCUGCUGCUGCUUCCGCUGCCGCUGCUGGUGGAAACGCCGCUGCAUCCGCUGCCGCCGCUGGUGGUUUAGGAUGGAACGUUGCCCCUAACAACUAUUGGUACCCAGGACAAUACUACAAUCAUUUCCCCUCACAGUAUUACACUUUCCCAGGACAAUACUACACUUACCCCGGACAGCAGUACCCUUUCCCAGGGUUCAACUAUAACAACCGAGUCUCUUUCCCCUACUCUGGAUUGAACCUUGGAGGUGGAUCUGCUGCCGCUAGCGCCGCUGCUGCAGGAAUCGGAAAUACCGCCGCUGCAUCUGCUGCCGCCGCUAGUGGAUUCAAUGGUUUUAAUGACGGAAUCAUCUUCGGUGGAUCUAGACGCAGUUUUGGAAGCAGGAGACUUAGAAAAGUAUACUAAAUUGGUUGGAGGGACCCCAUGAUUGUGUGUUACUAAUGUCAUUUUUUACGCAAAUAAAUUUUAUAUAUUUAUA
Messenger RNA from Ostrea edulis (European flat oyster), 852 nucleotides. Its product is annotated as AT-rich interactive domain-containing protein 1B-like. Bases 69 to 779 code for a protein of 236 amino acids. NCBI's taxonomy places the organism in Eukaryota, Metazoa, Mollusca, Bivalvia, Ostreida, Ostreidae. The record is from RefSeq and is a predicted model, not a curated record. The transcript is spliced from 3 exons.